UAGCUUUCUGAUCAGUUAUUUAGCUAGUUUGCUUGAAUAAAUAUAACAUUUCACGGUGUUUGUAGUACUAUGGAACCAAUCUUUCCAGCAAUUAAAUGAAAGGAACCAUGCUUGUCUGACCACGUUUAGAAGCGAGCAAAAUGACUAAUAUUUUGGGACGUCAGGACUGCAUUGACAGUCUUCGUAAAGAUCUAACAGAUCUUCAAGGCGCAGUUAUAGAAGUUUUCUCCAAAACUGGAUAUGUGCGCUUCCCUUCUUGGAAGUUUCCUGACAAGCUAUCCUGCAGUUUGGACAUGGUUGAACUGUUAGAUCAGUAUGACUUCGUUGAAGGGGAUGAAGAGUUCAGUCAGCAUUCUCACAUUGUUUUGCUAGAGCUGGUGAUUGACAGGAUGGUACUGCUGCUGCAAAGUUUCAAUGCCCAUGCAGAAUUGGUUCUGGGUGGCAACAGAAAUAGUUCACGCAUCCCGCAGACUAGUCCCCUUGGGUCCAUUGGCCUAGUGACCAAACGCUACUGGAGUAAUGUGGCCCUCCUGUGCACAUUACUUCAGAAUGUUCAGCAGGAGAAGUCAAAAGAGAAUGAAGAAGCCUCUGAAGAGAAGGCCGGCAAGCAGGUGAAAGCCAGCGGUAAGACAAAGAUGCACAUCUUGUCAGCUCCCCCUCAACAGAACCCCAGGAACAACCUCAACCAGCGAGUGUCCUCGGUGCCUCAGCAGAGUUCCUCAGGAGCAGGACCUAGAGUUUGCCCCAGAGUGCACAACAUUUCCACAGACGUACGCACCGUGAGCAGCCAGACUGUGACGUCGGCGCUCGUACCCUGUGAGGCCUGCGCGCGGGUCCAGUCGAGCAUGCGGGAGGUGAGCGACGCCCUGGUGGAGCUGUGUCAAAUCCAGGGCCUGCCCUCCUCCCUGAUGUACUUCCUGGCUGCGCUGGACGAGUCCCUUGAGCAGGGGCGGCUGUCGGCCGGCGACGUGGCGCAGUGGGCCGUAGAGCAGAGGCGGGACCUGGGGCGGCUGGGGAAACACCUGGCCAAGAUGCGUGACACCGUGCAGCCUCUCAGGGAGAGCCUGGUGGCACUGGAGGAGGCGCGCGAGGAGCUGAUGAAGCAGCUGGAGGAGGCGCAGGAGCAGCAGGCCAGGCAGAGGUCGCAGUACCAGGCUGGCCUGCAGGAGCACGAUGUCAGGCUGCGGGAGGCCCAGUCCAAGAAAGAGGAGGCAGCGGGCAGACAGCACGAGGAGCUCAAGAAAUGUAUCAAAUCUCUGGAAAAGAAGAAUGCAAAACUUCAGGCACAAAUUGAUAUCCAGUCAGAUACAAUACACAGGCUUGAAUGUGUGAGAGAUGGGCUGCAACAGGACGUGAGCGCCAGAGAAGAAGACCAGCAGGCCAUUCAGAAACUGGAGGAGAAGAUCCGGCUUCUGGAAGCGCAGCUGUUGGCCAAUCAGACCCUACUGGACAAGGAGUCCGCCAAGUACCAAAGUGCCUGUCGACAGCAAGAGUCCAUGCAGUUGAAGCAGAAGGCCAUGUUGGAACAAGUCGACACGCUGGACCGGGAGUGCGAGGAGAUGCAGAGACGGCUGGGGGAGAGUGAGGAGGCCAAGGAGGACCUGCAGGAGAAAAUGACACAAAUGUUGGAGGAGAAGAACCAACUCAACGAUAAACUUGCAGAACAGCAGGCCCAGGUUGCAGGGGUGCAGGAGGAAAAGCAGGGCUUGCAGAGCCACAUGGAGGACCUGCAGAGGACUGUGACGCAGCUGCAGGACGAGGUGCUGGAGCUGACCCACAGAGAGAAGCUGCUGGUUGCCUAUCCCGAGCUCAGCGCCCUGGCGCACGGACCACCACAGAGUACGGGGGACGUGUUCAAAGACAUGGAGCAGCAGCUGCUGGCAAACAGCAUGCGCAUCCGGAUUCUGGAGCAGCAGAACGCCACCCUGUGCAGCAGCCUGGUCAGGCUGAAGGACAAAGCCGAGCAUGGAGACUUCAGCUCGGCCUCUCCUCAGCAGCUGGGAGUCCCUUCUCUUCCACGAGCAGGCCAGGGGAACCCUGCCUCCACCAUAGGCCAUAAUGCACACAGCCGUGUGCCCGGUCAGGGGGUGAAGCAGCAGGGGCUGGGGGAUGGAAGUGGCCUUGCUCGGGCCGCAGAGACAGUGGGCCUCUGGGGUCCGCCAUCCUCUGCGUCGUCACUGGCUUCUGUGGCCUCAUCCUCAAAAAUACUGCACCAGCAGACCCUUGCGCUCCUGCUCCCCCCCGAAGACGACGCCUCCAGAGCCUAUGCCCGGGCACGCAACACUGCUCGAAUGCGUAACAACAACAUGGCUCCCAAGAAGAAGUGACAUCAUGACUGCUGAGUGAGACCGAGGUUAAACUGCAGUAGUUGAGGUUGUUCGACUGGCCUUAUGACAAUACCAGAGACUUACAGCCCUUCACAGGUCUGAGGAAGUGUCCAGUAGCACACAGCUGCUCUUUUUCUAUGCUCAGGUAAUGGCAAUUCAGGAACACAGUUUAUUCAUGUCAGUUCUGAGAAAAAUCUGCAAAUGUAUAACUAAUGUAUUAAAAUUGAAUGUAUUACUUUAGAAAAUAGUGUAUAACAUCACACAAUUUUAUGAAUUGAUCAACAUACCUUUUAUGGUACUUUUAUGCAUAUACAGUAUGUAUUAUAAACGAAAGAACUGCCAACGCAUAUCAAAAUUGAUGUCAUUUUUAUUUAAAAUGUAAGUACCCAAAGCAAAAAUGCAUCAGCUCUUAACUUUUAUUUAUUUAUCACAUCACCAGUUCUGCCUUCAACGGUGAAAUUGGUUACAGAAUAAGUUCCAUAAAUGUACAUAAAUUAUUAAUAAACUGCUUUGUUUAUUACGUUAA
Conger conger (European conger) is the source of this 2853-nucleotide messenger RNA. It is a transcript of the gene ccdc157, whose product is annotated as coiled-coil domain containing 157. The transcript has 10 exons. The coding region runs from base 141 to 2327 and encodes 728 amino acids. Lineage: Eukaryota; Metazoa; Chordata; Actinopteri; Anguilliformes; Congridae. The record is from RefSeq and is a predicted model, not a curated record.